AUGGUGGACCCGGAGGUAGACGUCGAGACGGGGCAGGACGAGGAGAUGAUCGAGGUCGAGGCAACGGAAGAGGCAGCAAAUGGCGACGAACCAACAGGACUCGAGGACAUUGAGCCCGAAGUCCCCGAACGGACCACCUUCCUCGACUACCUACGUUCACCCAUAGUCCAACUCGUCCUGGGCACCGGCGCAAACAAAGAGAUCCUCUCCGCCCACCAAGCCUUACUAACCCAAUCUCCCUUCUUCACCUCAGCCGUCACAUCACUCAACGACGCAAAUCGACGUAUAGACCUCUCUAGCGACGACCUCCACGCCACAGCCUCCGUCCUCGAAUUCCUUUACAAAGGCGAUUACUUCCCCACUCUUGAAGCAGGCAACAGUCUAGCCUACGACCCUACCGUUGCCUCACCAGACGACGAAGGCGUGGCCCUCUUACGCCACGCACGCGUCUACACCCUCGCGCAGCGUUUCGGCCUCCCCACAUUAGCACAAAUGGCGCACAAGAAGAUCCAUCUCACGCAGUCUACCGCGAAAGGCGAGAUCGCGUACGCGCGCUUCGUGUACAAAGAAACGAGUCCGGACGACGAGAACAUCCGGAAACCCGUGGCCGCAUUCUGGGCGACGAGGAGCCAUGUAUUACGGCACGAAGCGGAGAAGGAGUUCAAGCGCAUGUGUCUGGAGUUCCCGCAGUUUGGCUUUGACGUGCUGAGUCUGGUGCUGGAUGCGCAGGAGAAGCGGAGUCGGAGGGAGGAGGUGCAGAGUUCGGGGACGGCGAGCGGGAGGAAGAGGCAGAGGGUGAGUAGUGCGAUUGUGCCUCCUGGAGUGGGGCUGAAGUAG
This is a messenger RNA of Baudoinia panamericana UAMH 10762, 837 nucleotides long. RefSeq lists its product as uncharacterized. The record is from RefSeq and is a predicted model, not a curated record. Gene Ontology annotation, molecular function: protein binding. Lineage: Eukaryota; Fungi; Ascomycota; Dothideomycetes; Mycosphaerellales; Teratosphaeriaceae. The coding region runs from base 1 to 837 and encodes 278 amino acids. The transcript is spliced from 2 exons.